Bursaphelenchus xylophilus (pine wood nematode) is the source of this 1835-nucleotide messenger RNA. The record is from the annotation of a GenBank genome assembly. Lineage: Eukaryota; Metazoa; Nematoda; Chromadorea; Rhabditida; Aphelenchoididae.
AUGCGUUACUGUACGCUGCGGUUGCUGGUAUUGGGGAUUGUAAUUGGCACAGCCUUGAGUGAAACGAUAAACUUGACCGUCAAAAGUGAGUCUGCUGAUUUUUCGAAGGACCAGUUAUGUUUCUCCGCCGGAUGUCAAUAAUGCCCUUUUUUAGAAUGGUACUACGCUGCGCGCUCGGAAUUUGGAACACCAAGUAAGUCUACACAAUGAUUUUGAUAAUUUCUUGAGUCCGAUAUAAUGAUAGAGCUCAAAAUUCAAUCCUUCGGAAACAUAUAUGAUAUAGGUUGUAGUGAUCUAAAACUCAUUUUCUGAGCUUUGCAGAGAAAUAUUGACCAUUAAGAGAUGUUGCGUUUAGGUCAAGUGCUAUGGCUCGGACUUGACAUCGGCACUAGAGAUCUGUGGGUGUAUGGUGGAAUGUGCUAUCAAAUAAGCACCAAGUGCACCAAAGGCACUUUACAGUACUAUCGAGGCCAGUAAGUUUAGCUUUAUUGAUGUGUUUACCCAAAACUUCUUGUAAUCCUGGUUUUGUUCCUUGCAGCUCAAGCUCAACCUACACCACAGGUGCGGUCGGUGUCAAACUUAACCUUACAACAUCUUACUAUUCUGGCAAUGGCACAGUAACUCUGGUCUCCGCCCGCGACACGAUAUCAAUCGCUGGUCACAGCCUAGGCUCCACAAAUUUCGGCGAAAGCAAGCUGGCCGACUACAGUUUUUACAAGACCUUGAACACCAGCGGUCUGUUUGGGCUGGGGUUGGGAUCCGUAACGGCUUUGACGGGAUAUUUCUCGACACUGAUCGGCAAUGGAACUUCGUACACGCUGACUACACACCAGUAGGCGAGCCUUACUUUCCGAGUUUCUAACCACUUUCAGUGCAAAUCAAACUGCAACAAUUACAACAGGAGAAGAUCCAAACUGCGUCCAGCCCUUCCAUUAUAUUCCGUUGAGUAUAACGACGCUGACAAUUGGAAACAGAUGGGAGAUCCCGUUGAUAAGGUGGGUAAGGUAGCGGCUAAUAGCGAACAUUUGGCUUAUAAACUCCUGAUUUUCAUUCGUCGAAUUUUUUUCACAUUGACUAUCCACUGCGUUUUAGUUAUAAAUUCGGCUCUAUUGCUGGCGGCGCUGUCUCUGGUCACACCGCCAGUUUUACCACCCUCAGCAAGAACAUCCAGAUCCCUGUCGCCCUAUAUCAGCCCAUUCACGACGAACUUGUUCGUCUCUACUAUGAUUUCUCUUGGGCUCAUGAUCUGAUCGACUGUAAAAGACGCGCUCAGCUGCCGGACUUGACGCUCAAUUUGGGUGGGAAAAAUUACACCGUGACUCCACAUCAGUACAUCACACAAACCGUAAGUUCGCGUUGAGUUUGAAGUCCAGCUUUGAAGGUUCUCAGUCUUAAUAUUGUAUGUAGAGAAACUACAUGGUUUAGCAAAGUAGCGGGUAAAAGACAUAUAAUAUUUAUUUGGCUACACAAGCGGAAUUUUUUAAAACUUGACGUCAAAUAUUUAUAUUAGGGGAAAAAUUCUUGGGUGUAAAGAGCGGCUUGCAUCCUUACAAUUAGUAUGCUCUUUUGGGGCUUCAAGGAGAGACAGAAAUGUCAUUGCAACAACCUAUUACACCUAGGCUUGUUCAACCUCUCUCUUCACUUUAUUUGCAUUCUCUCAUGCGAACGCCACUGUACGUUUAUCUUGCUUUCAGGCAUCCAACUACUGUAUCCUCCGGCUAGUUGCGAACUACGCUUCAAAUCAGUGGAUUUUGGGCUAUCCCUUCCAUCAAGGGCACUGUGAAAACUUUGAUCCCAUUGGGCUACGAGUUGGACUGUCAACUCCCAACAGCUAA